Molecule: messenger RNA, 4455 nt
Organism: Pipistrellus kuhlii (Kuhl's pipistrelle)
Lineage: Eukaryota; Metazoa; Chordata; Mammalia; Chiroptera; Vespertilionidae
Product: KIAA2012 ortholog
Exons: 19
Coding region: 440-3424 (994 amino acids)
Source: RefSeq, a predicted model, not a curated record
UGGGCAGUCUCCGCCUUGCCUGGGCUGGUUUAAGGGACUUGCAUUUCCCUGCGCUGCCAUAGCAACCGGGAAACAACCUCCGCUGCAGAGAGAAGGAUGGUGUUGUAGGUGUGCAGGUAACAGAGCAACCGGACCAGGCACAACAAGGGCACAGGCAGAGGGGAGGGAGCGGUUGCCCAGAGAGCAGACAAUCCGGGGCUUGAGGAGUUUGGGUUUGCAAUUUAUUUUUUCUGCCGACAAAGACGCACACUGUCUGAGCUGUGUGGCCGGUUGUUCCUAAGAAGCCGCUGUAUGAGGGGGAAAUGCCCUUCAUAAAAGGCCCAGUGUUUGUGGUCUUCUCGGGCUCCCUGCUGCGCUCGGGAAACCUUGAGGUGUGACCAGCUUUCAGCCUUCAAACCCAAGAUGAACUGCCCUUGAGAAGGGUGGUCAGAGGGAAAACAUGCUCCCACUCUCUCCCCUGAGCCGGGGACAUGGCAAGUGGGUCCAGAACAAACAGAAGGUAGAAGUCUAUUUUGAACCAGAGGAUUACUUGAACUGGAAGUCUCCAGAAGAUUAUGCCCUGGUCUGCAAACCGCAGGAGAAGGGCGACCCCACCCAGCACACAUGGAGCCUCUCACUCCCUAAAACUUUCAGCACCAGAAAGGGUGUCCUGAUCCUCUACUCAGAAGGUUUAGCCCUGUCAGCAUGGACGCCCGGAGAGAGGAGAAAAGGCCACAGGAAAAGGCUGGGUCCUAAGUGGCACCCCUUUCGGGACCUCAGAGAAGCCAUCCUGGCUCAGGAAAGGAGACAGGACACAUCGAUAGAGAACCACCAUCGUCUGCAGGUUUCAAAGGAAAACCACAAUGAAAAAACACUGCAAACCUCCAGGAGGGCCUCUGGGCACGCCCACAUUGAUCACGCUUGGCUCAUGAGUGACAAACCCAUUACAUCCUAUGGCAACUCCUUCCCCAAUAGGAAUGCAGAUCUCAGCGACAAACAAGGGAACAUGAAACUCCACACGGGCGGCGGCAGCCACUGGUCACAGGAGCCUCCUGCUGAAAGAUGCCUUUUCCCUCCUGUGGCCUCUGCCACUGACUCAGAAAAACACACACCUGGGGACAGGAAGAAGAAAAAGGCUUCAAAGACCUCGAAAUUACCUCCCAUCUCCCAAGAGCCACCGGGAGUCCGGGACCCCCUGCAGGACCGAUCUAAAGGCAGAGCGCCCCCAGCCGAGCUCCUCGUCUUCCCAGGGGAGAUUCAUUUCCACACCCGGCACCCCGCAAAGGAGAAAGUGCCCCAAGGAGGUGCUGCGCCUGCUGAGUCAGGACCAGAAACAGAGGAGCCCAGUCCUCCCCGGAGGCCUCCCCUGAAGCACGCGUCCUCGGAAAGGCCGGCGGAGUUAACGGCGGGUCUCCCGGUGGACGUGGACAGGGCCACGCUCUCGCCUCAAGAUGGAGGUGCCGCGGCACAGAAGGUGACCCCACCGCCAUCCCCAAUGGAGGGAAGAAAGAGUCCAGAGGGCCAGAGGCGCCCGGACGGCCUGAGGACGGCAGCCCAUCGCAGCCCCGCCGGCCCCAGGGGAGCACUGCCAGCAGAAGGACCAGAAUUUCCAAUUCACACUGGUUCUUGUCCUAAAUGGAUUUUCACCUCCAGAACAUGUCCUGUUUUCAGUAACUUACGACCUACAUCUGACAACUUUGAUUCUUUUCUAAUUUCUACCACAGCAAACACUGAAUCCGGAAUCGACCUUCACAUGGUCUUUAAUGAAACCUCACCUUUGACUCAAAAGCCAGAGAAGCAGGCCGCCCCGCAGACCUCGGAGGCAGCAGCUCAGAAGGCAGGAGAGCCUCAAAGUUGUAUAAAUAAAGGGCUGAUCCGUUCAAACAGAAAGGAAUUUUACACGCGCAAGCUGCACAUCGACAUGACACCGUUCCUGAAGGAAAGUGAAGGCGAACGGGACUGUCGUGAAGAAGCAGGAGGACCCCUCAGAGGAGACCAUCCGGACACCCAAGACCCAGAGCCAAGGAAAGUGACCCUGGACCCUCUCAGUGCUGAAAACAUCCAGAGGCCUAAGGCAGACACUGUCCAAAAGGCGGGCAGAGAUUAUGACGCAUUCCAUCUACACAGAAGACUCAAAGAACCUGGGCCUGAGUCCCCAGAGGGCCUGGAUCCUGUUGACACACCUCUUCUUCCAAAAGAGAAAGAAGGGAAGACUAGACCAAGGUUGUCCAAGCAGCAAACACCAUCCAGCACCAGUCGUGAGGAGAUGGAGUUGACUGACAACGUCAAGAGAAAGAAAAGAACUAAGACAGACAAGUCUAAGGGGCCCCCCAGGGAGAGAGAAGGAAAGGUCCACAGAGGAAGAAAGGCUGUUGUUGGAAAGUCAAAGGACUCAAAGGCCAAGAAGAAACCAGAGCUAAUUCCCAAAGGAAAACAAUCAGGAGUCAAGAGGACUAGGACACGGAAGGAAAGAAGCCGGGAAACAGCAGCAGAGCUGAGUGGGUCUGAAGUCUUCAGCUCUUGGGGAACAGAAGAAGGCGGUUCCCUUCCUUCGAGCCCUGAUGCAGAGGAGCCGUGGCUUUCUCCCGGAGCUGACGCUCAGGAGAGCCAGGUUUCAAUAGAUGCAAGACGAUCCCCGCCCACGCCGACUGUGGCUGUCACGGGAAACACGGAAUCCGAAGUGGACAGAAGCCCUGCGGAUCCUCCGAAGGCUCUCCUGGCCAAGAGGGAGCAGGAGAGAGCUCUCUGGGACAGGCAGCGAGCGGAAAAGGCCGAGAUGAGACGGCUGGAGGUGGAGAGGAAGAGGAGGGAGCAGGAGGAGCAGAGGCGACUCCGGCAGGAGCAGCUGGAGAGGGCCGAGAAGAUGAAGGAGGAGCUGGAGCUGGAGCAGCGACGCCACGCGGAGGAGAUCCGCUUGAAGAAACAGAAGCAAGAGGAAGAGCGGCAGCGGCAGGAGGAGAAGGAGAGACAGCAGUGGCUCCAGCGGCAGGCGGCCCAGGAGAGGGCCCGGCAGCUGCAGGAGGAGUUGCAGCAGAGGCUGCAGGCGCUGCAGAGGAAGCAGCAGCAGGAAGAAGCCGUGCGCGCUGAGGCAGAGAAGCAAAGGCAGCAGGAACUGGAAAUGAGGCUGGCUGAGGAACACAGACGCCUGAUGGAAAUGGCUGAAGAAGAGCGGCUGGAGUACCAACGGCAGAAACAGGAGGCAGAAGAGAAGGCUCGGCUGGAAGCAGAGGAGAGGAGGCAACAGGAAGAGGAAGCAGCCAGGCUGGCUCUGGAGAAAGCCAUGACACAAGCCCAGGAACGAGCCAGGCAAAAGUCUGCUUUGAGGAAACAUCUUCGUUUCUAUCAAGAACUCCACAUGGAAGCCAAUGGCCUGCAGUGGGCACACAACAUUUCCAGACCAUGGGUCUACUCUUACUUCCAGUUCCUACAAAUACCCAGAUCUUAAGGCUAGAAGAAAACUAAAAUGUAAGUUGGGAGGUGAUAAGAGAGAGAAAUUUCCUUCUAUAAUGAUGUUCCUUAUUGAGCCCAGUUAGUUCCAUCUCCUCUUGUCCACCUCAACCCACACCUAACUUCAUUCCAUUCCCAACAAUCCUCCCUGCCACGAAUACACUACUCAACCGAGUUAAAACUCUUCACUCAUCCAAAUCCUUUUUCCUCUCUAGCAUCACCAUCAAUUCAAUUCAGAAGCUUUGGUGCCUAAAAUUGACCCAAAAUUUCAUAACUUGUUUGAAUUUCAGUAAAUUUCAUUUAGUAAGGCACUAACAUAAUCUUAGGCUAGUCCAUUUUCAUUAAUGUGUCUGAAAGAGUUGCAAGUAAAUGGAAAUUUUAUAAUGCAAAUUAUGAUUUUGCUAAGAGGAGCUCAUUCAUAUAGUAAGAAUUUUUUUAUAUUGUCUUUAUAAAGCAAAACCACAUCCAGUUCAUCCUAAGAAUCUAAAAGCUAAUGUCUAUAACAGGAUGAUCAAUUGAUAAAUGUUCAUUUGAGCAGUUUGAGCUGUUUUGUGAGAAUAAUCUCACUCCCUCAAAAUAUAGAUUCUAGAACUGCACUGUCCAAUAAGCCAUAUGUCACUAUUUAAAUGCAAGUUAGAACAAAUCAAACACAUAAUUGUUCCAUUUUUUUUAAAUCACACUAUCAGUUUCUAGGAUUAAUUAUGGAAUGGUUAUUAAAGGCAAUGAGAGCCUCAGCAAAGAUCUACAAAAGGAUACCAAAGCAUUAUCUGAACCUGAACUUUCCCACAAAUUUCCUUUGCCCUAUGCUAAACUUCAUGUCCACAGCUGAAAAACUUAAGUUUUUGCAGGUGAUUUCCUCAAAUUUCCCACUAAUGCCUGUAAGGUACUUGCUUUCUACAGGAACUGCAUUUCUACAAUCCAGAAGUCAAGCAUAAUUUUGAUUCUGUACUGCUGUGUUAUUGAACUUAUUAGACUUGAUGCUUAUUUAAUUAGCAAUAAAAUGACCCAAACAUUGGCUAUUAGUCAUAG